Messenger RNA from Cladocopium goreaui, 489 nucleotides. Lineage: Eukaryota; Dinophyceae; Suessiales; Symbiodiniaceae. The record is from the annotation of a GenBank genome assembly.
AUGAACACAGCGGCGAAUGGGCUUCAAGUCUUCAACCAAAAUGACAAUGGCUGGGACCAGGGGCAGAUCAUGAUGACGCCGGACAAGGUGUGGUUGUCGCCCUAUGGGUGGUCGCAAGCCAUGCUCUCCAAGCAUGCCAAGGACUUUGACGUGCCACUGCAUGUAAAGAUCCAUGGAGAGCAACGUCGCCUGGAAGUUGGUGCAUACAGGUCGGCCAAAGGUGUCGGUCUUCGAUUGGUGCAUUGGGAAGGGACAGAUUUGGAGGUAAACAUCACCGGAAGGUGCCUUGGCGCCUUGCGUUUUGUGGUGGCUGAGAUCUUGACGGCUCCAUCCAUGCAGGCUUUGAAUUCUCCAUUGGAGCCGGAGUUGGUGAAGCCUCAGCCCUGGCCCGUCACGCUGCUGCCGAACCUGCUGCGGCUCCAGCUGCCGGGCUACGCCUUGGUGACGCUGGAGCUUAGGGAACUCCGAGGUCAAGUCUUCAUCGCUUGA